CGUGGUUUUGUGAACAAGCUGGCUGGCAAGUUGACAUAAGGAAUUUUUAUUUAUUUUCUGCCUUCCUAUUUUACAACUCGAGUGUUCCCGGAUUUGCGUAUUUGUAAAAGACCUGAUUAUCUUCGAUUAUUCAUCAUUCGACUGCGUGUAACAGUAUCGUCCCACCUAGCAAAAAGUGUCGCGUAUCAAAGUGAAAUAUGGAUGAAGACGACGGCCGAGAAAAACAACCCGAUAGCACCGAUAGUCCAGAGAAAGCAAAACGAUUCAAAAGCGAGCAACAAGCGGAAGGCGAACAAACAGCAGUAGAAAAGUCGGAAGAAUCAUCCAGCUCUUCUAACAACACCGAACAAGAAAGUGCUUCGACCAGCAGCGAUAGCGGAUUUCCGAGGAGCCGUAAUUCCAGAAAUCGGUCGUAUCGUAGGUCGAACGAGGAUAACUCCGACAAUCACAGUGCAGAAGAAGAUGGGGUAUUAGAUGAAGAUGAAGACCAUGAAGAAGAGAUCGAUGAUGAUGACGAUUCCUCUGGAUUGGAUGAUGGCUCCACUGUAGAUCUAUUCAGUUCAAGUAGCUCAGAUUCGACUGUCAUCCAUGAUAGUGAUCAAGAGGUCAAUGACGAAGUGAAUAUGCUGUUAUUGAUGCCCAAACCAAAGCAUAACUGGUUUGUAGUGCCUGAAGUGAUCAACAGACAGAUUGGGUAUCGAACCAAAAUGCAGAGACCUGAACUGUUUAUGAGACGAUGCUAUGGGUCUUUACAUUGUGUACAAAGGAUGGAGCUAAUGUAUAAAUUGGAGGAACACGAAGGCUGCGUUAAUUGCCUCAACUUCCACCCACAUGGUACCCUGUUGGCCAGCGGAUCUGAUGACCAUAUGGUUUGCCUCUGGGAUUGGAAGGUGGCCAGGUGUGUCUUGAAGUACGACACUCUUCACAGAAGCAACGUCUUCCAAAGCAAAUUCUUGCACCUCAGUGGCGAUUUACAUGUUGCCACGUGCGCAAGAGACGGGCACGUCCGCCUAGCACAAAUAAACAAUGAAGGUGUCAGGGACAAUAGGAAAUUAGGAUCUCAUAAAGGUGCAUGUCAUAAAUUGGCUGUGAUGGUCGACCAGCCUCACAUCAUCCUGAGUGCGGGAGAAGAUGGGGAUGUGCUGCGUCAUGACGUUAGGAAAAAUAAGCCUGAAUCGUUAGUGAAUAUCAAAGGAGAACAUAAAAGUUAUAUAAUAAAAAAUAACGCUUUGUACAGUAUUCACGCAAAUCCGAUGAGAACGACAGAAUUUUGCGUUAGCGGUAGGCACGAACAGAUCAGAGUAUAUGAUCAAAGGAAGCCUAACGUACUUGUAAAUUUCUAUCAGCCACCGACACGUCCUAAAUCAAGUGUACAUGCGACCUGCGCAGUGUACAACUGGGACGGAUCCGAAAUUUUGGGAACGUACACCGACGAUACGAUAUAUUUAUUCGAUCAGAAUUGCGAACCCGGGCAAUAUAUUCACAAAUAUCGUGGUCACAGAAACAUGGCUACGAUUAAGGGCGUUAAUUUCUUCGGUCCAAAGUCAGAAUUUAUUGUUAGUGGUUCAGAUUGCGGUAACUUAUAUUUCUGGGAAAGUAAUACCGAAGCUAUAGUGCAAUGGGUCCUUGCUGACGAUAAAAGAGUGGUGAACUGCCUAGAGCCGCACCCUCAGUUGCCGUUCCUAUGUACGAGCGGUUUGGAUUCGGACGUAAAGGUAUGGGUGCCGUCUCACGAACAUCCACCGGAUCCGGAAAUGCCCGGCCUUGCUGAAACUGUCAAAAGGAACACCAAUCCGAGAUAUUUGGGCUACUGCUCGACGCCAGAAGGGCCUAACGGUAUCAUCGAUGCUUGGCGACUAUGGAGGCGGCUCACUAGGCCUGGAACGAGUACCAGCACGUCAGGCUCACCGAACGACAGUGAAGACGAAGAUGAAGGCAGCCCAACAUUGUGUAUAGCUACCUAAACCCGCCACCAAACAAUCGAGUUGUUUUUGUACGUAGGAAUCAUAAUGGCGCUCGGACCAGCUAAUAUCAAAAGGUGAAACAGAUUAUUAUAACCUCAUCCUUUUUGCUUGGUUUUCCAUCAUAGAUAUACCGGCAAGUAUGCCACUAGUAAAGUGGUAUGAAUAUACGUAUCAAGUGCAUAUAUGCUCUGAUAUUAACAAAAAACGUUUAGUGGUUUAAAUACUCAUCGUCAAGUCUUUUACGUGAUUAUGAUAAAUAAUAAUAAACACUAUAUUUACGAAGGAUUUUAUCGCGUGAACGUGGUAUAAUUUUGGUUGUUUUGCAUGCUCCGUUUAGGAUAGCUUUGAAGGUGCUUCUCCAUGUUUUUUGUAUGUAAUUUUUAAAUAUUUUAAUAAAUGAUCUUCCUAGUCUAGUCUUCAUUUGUUCGGGUGUACAGAGGUCUUAAAGAAAGUCAAUAAACAAUUCGAUUUAUUUUUGAUUCUUGCUUUUUAUCAAUUUAUUGUAGAUGUGGAUGAAGAUACCUGAACUUGAUAUAAACAAUGAAAUAUUCCUAAAUCGAAACUUUCAAUUUUAAUCAAUCAUGUGGGCGGGAAAAGACCGACCUCCUAUCACGGGGAUAAUUAACGUUUUUGUCCCAUGGCAAGUUAAACCCCGCGACGAUUCUCAGGCAAGCUCCACUUAACGUAUUAGAUAUACAGGGUGUCCGCAAAGUUGGGGUUUUCCUUUUCAGAAACAACUACCCUUGAAAUAACAACGGUAAUGUGUAGUGAAACGAGGGCGACCAAGUAAAAAAAAAUAAAGGAAAAAGUACUCGCUCUCCAGUUGACGAGAAGGGCUAAGUACGUCUCUGCCCGAAAUCAUACCGCUCCAACGGAAAAUGAAAUCAGCUGAUGCGCUACCGAGCCGACGCAGGCAAACAAGGAAGGCAAAAUGUUGCGUAAAAAGUCUAGGUCUAGGUUCACCAUGCCAGCCCAAACAUUCACCGAAAAUGUUUGUUGAAAAUGUGCCCGACGGACAGCAUGCGGAUUUUCUACUGACCAAACAUGAGUGUUGCAAAAGUUAAUCACCCCAUUACGCGUGAACGUAGAUUCGUCUGUCACCAAUAUGCAC
Messenger RNA from Acanthoscelides obtectus, 3075 nucleotides. Lineage: Eukaryota; Metazoa; Arthropoda; Insecta; Coleoptera; Chrysomelidae. The record is from the annotation of a GenBank genome assembly.